This is a messenger RNA of Hibiscus syriacus, 1745 nucleotides long. RefSeq lists its product as uncharacterized. Gene Ontology annotation, biological process: ceramide biosynthetic process. The coding region runs from base 146 to 1429 and encodes 427 amino acids. Gene Ontology annotation, molecular function: sphingomyelin synthase activity; ceramide cholinephosphotransferase activity. The record is from RefSeq and is a predicted model, not a curated record. Gene Ontology annotation, cellular component: endoplasmic reticulum membrane; Golgi membrane. The transcript has 4 exons. NCBI's taxonomy places the organism in Eukaryota, Viridiplantae, Streptophyta, Magnoliopsida, Malvales, Malvaceae.
GUUAAUUUGUCUAGUUAACACUUUGAUUCAAAACUCAAGAUCCAAUAUCCUUGAAUCGCGAUCUCUGCAACGAAUCAGACCAAACCCAGAUCAGUCUUGUCUAGGUAGCCAUACUAUUCCUCUCUUCAAAACAGCUGUCAACGCCAUGCGGUGGCCGGCGGUGAAAAAUGGGGGACUGGGGUUGACGGCGAUGGCAUACGUGGCGAUAGACUACCUACGCAUUCUAUCCCCAACGUUGCACGAACGUCUUCAACCGUUGCUCUGGUCUUCGCUAGCCCUCGUUGCCGUCACGCGCGUCCCCUCUUAUCGUCACUGGAACGCCGAGUUUCGAGCCGCCAUCACGUUCCUUGCUUCGAUGAUAUUCAUGCUCUCAGCUCUUCUCUUUGAAACUCUCGAUGUUCGUUUUGUUACUGCUGUUCUGGGCCUCGACUGGCACAAUGCUAGGCCUCCUCUUCCAGAUACUGGUCAAUGGUUGCUUCUGGCUCUAAAUGAGAAACUUCCUGAAGCAGUUGUUGAGAUACUGAGACCUCACAUUAUUGGCUUGCACCAUUACUUGAUGUUAUUUAUAAUGUUGGCCUUCUCUGUACUAUUUGACUCUGUGAAAGCUCCUGGUCUUGGGUUAGGCGCACGAUACAUGUUUACCAUGGCAGUUGGCCGUCUUUUUCGUGCAAUAACUUUUGCAUCUACAAUUCUGCCAUCACCCCGCCCAUGGUGUGCUUCAUCUCGCUAUGGUAUCAUCCCUCAACAUCCUCAUCGUUGGGCUCAGAAAUAUUAUGCUCCUUAUGCUGCUGAUACUUAUGCCAUUCGUCAAGUAAUAGAACGGGAUAUAGCAUAUGUUGAUACUAGAAACUACACUGUGGACUACCAUCCGGAUUGGGGCUCAAUGAGCUUCCUAUUAGAUUUUCUGCGACCCACCACAUCAGAAGGAUCUUCAUGGUACAGUCUGCUUAAAAUGGCUGGGGGCGGUUGCAAUGACCUUGUAUACAGUGGCCACAUGCUUGUUGCUGUACACACUGCUAUGGCAUGGACGGAGGCUUAUGGUGGGUAUAGCUCAGCUCUUAUAUGGCUGCUUGUUAUGCACAGCGCCCAGCGAGAAGUACGAGAGCGCCACUAUUAUUCCGUAGAUUGUUUAGUUUCCAUCUAUGUGGGUAUUCUUCUUUGGAAGAUGACUGGUUUUAUCUGGUCAGCUAAAGGUGGAACUAGAGAUAGUAGACUCACUAAGCUUAGGAAAAUUCAAGGUAGACUUUUGCAAGCGGCCAAGGAUUCUGAUAUGGAUGAAGUAAGGGAGCUUCUCAAAGAUGUUGAGUUGGGGAAUCAAGAGGGCCAGAAACAAGGACCAAGCAAGGUUAUGUGGUUGUUUGCUUGUGGGACUAUUUUAUUUUCGCUUACAAUUGUUAUUUUGGCCUUCACAUGGACAAGCGAUGGCUGACGUUCCAGCAUAACAUUAUACCUCGGUUUCGAGGUUGGAGAAGACUGGUGUGUACGAUUUAGUUUCCUCUUUGACUGAGGGCUUAUAUCGUUGUAUUCUUUCACGCUUUUUACUCUGUUAUGACAGGCGAGGAUUUUGUCUUUGAUUGUGUGUACACAUGGAACUAGAGUUUUACUGUUACAUAUGAAACUUGGUUGUACUAUCUGGUAAUGGAAGCCGAUGUUUAGCUUGACUCGGCCUUGCUUUAUCUUGUUGUAAGAGCUGUUGCCUUCACUCUCCAUUGAUUUAUGAAUUUUGCUUAGUAACUUUGUGUGAU